AUGCAUUUAGCAAUCAUUAUUGCUUUCGUUUUAGAAUUGCCCCCAAUGAAUACUGUGAAGGAAUACAGUUUGAAAAUAGAGAAAGCAGUGAAAGAAUACACAGAAAAAGAGUGCCUAGAAAAGACAAGGCAGAUAUUGGCUGUUCUAAACCAGAGGAGAUCUCUUCUUAAUCUUAUGUUCUUGAAAUUUAUUUGCAUAAGAAUAAAAAGAGAAACUAUUCUAAACACAUUCAACGAAAUGAAUGGAUUCAGGGUGCUUGAGAAGACAUUCACAUCAACCAACUGUGAUUAUUUGAGCACCCUGUUUGACAUCUUCGUUGUAUUGAAACCAAAUAGACCAGUAUCAAUUGAGGCACUUGAAAACUACGAUGCAUUUGAUAAGCAGUUGUUCUUCAAGUAUCUCAAUGGAUGUCAGGGACUACAUGCACUAUUUGAUAACCUGUCUGCCAAUAUGACAUAUUUGCAGUAUUUUAUAUCAGAUGCAUUGACCUGGGAUGAAAUUGAUGAUGAAUUGAACUUCAUCUUCAAGUUGGAGCAUGAACCACAGAUGCAACAGAUCAAAAUCAACAUAUACAAACACAAAGAGAAGUUCAAAUGUGAUAUAACGUACAAAAGACUGCUAGAAAUAUUGAGCAAAUCAUUUAGAAAAAACAUGAUCAAUAUUGAUGCAGAAUGUAUAGAAGAGUAUAAGAAUACAAUAGAGAAGUAUAAAAGUGGAUUAGAAGAUAGCAAUGCCAAGUAUUUGAUAUUGGAAAGCAAAUUCAAGGAACUACAGCUAAGUAUAGAAAAUAAGGCAUUUGAUAAAACAAGUGAAAUUAAGGCAGUUAAAGACGUUGUAGAAAUAAAAGAACCUGAACCCAAGGUAGAGUCUGCUGCUAAAACAGAAUUCAAACGGGUUGAAGCUGUAAAAGAAGAGGUAAAAAUAGCAAAAGAAAGAAUCAAAGAACAAGAACCCAAAACAACAAUUGAAGAAAAAACAGUAGUUGAACAGAAACCAGUAGAAAUCCCACUAUCAAAAGAAGAAACUGUUGUUCAAAAUAUAGCAGAAUCCACCAUUCAAAAGACGGUGGAACUUGAUCAACAAGAAACUAAACCUAAAAAACCAAAGAAGUUCUCUUUUGGAAAAGCAUCCAAGGCAGUCUCUAUGUUAGAUACUAAACAGGUGUAUUGUGGACUAAGAUGGUCCAAAAUGCCUAAGGGAAAAAGGACAAUCUUCACUAACAUCAAUAUACUAGAAAAUGAGAAGCAUUUCAAAUUGGAGGAAUUCAAGGUAUUCGAGAAGAAAGUUGUUCCAAAAGAAAAGAAGGCAGCUGAAGCCACAAAAGGAUCAGACCUGAUUUGUUGUAUGGAUCUAAAGAAGAGCAAUGCGAUAUCAAUAGCGUUGAGUGUGAUCAAAUUGACAUAUGAAGAAUUAAGAGAUCAAAUUCUAAAACUGGAAUGUGAAAACGAGGUGUUGAUAAAGCAACUGUGCCACUACAUGUGCACUACUGAAGAAUUCGAAAAGAUCAAGAAAACAGAUCCAAAAAAGAUGCCAAAUGCUGAUCGAUUUUUCUACAUCAUCGAAGACCUUGAGGAGUUUAAAGAAGCCGUGGCAUCACAGAUGUUUCUGCACCUCUACAAAGCAAAGAACUACACGAAUAUCUUUGAACUGACUAUAAAAACGUACAAGAGGAUUCUAGAAAGCCAAAGUCUCAAGGAGCUGUUUGGUAGAUUGCUUGUGAUCGGCAACCAGCUCAAUAGAAAUGGAUUUGGUGGAAAAGCAGAAGGCUUCACAUUUGAUUCAUUGAGCAAAUUCCAUACAACUCAAAUUAGGAACCUGAUCAAACCAAAAAUUGAUUUGGUCAAAUUGAAGGAAGAACUGGGUGAAAUAGCACAUCACGAAGCAGUUGAUGCACUGAUCAAUGAAUUCGGUGAGGUAAAAAGCGCAUACGUCAAGAACACCGUUGAUGAAGAGGAAUACAGUCGUGGAUGUGAAUUGUUCUCAGAAAUGAAGGAGUUGCAGCAGAAAGUCAUUGCAUUCUUUGGUCUUGAGACUGAUGACAAACUCAUGGAAGAGCUGCUUGGAUUCGUGGAGUACUUUCUGUGA
Molecule: messenger RNA, 2085 nt
Organism: Enterospora canceri
Lineage: Eukaryota; Fungi; Microsporidia; Enterocytozoonidae
Source: the annotation of a GenBank genome assembly